Messenger RNA from Magnolia sinica, 912 nucleotides. RefSeq lists its product as uncharacterized. NCBI's taxonomy places the organism in Eukaryota, Viridiplantae, Streptophyta, Magnoliopsida, Magnoliales, Magnoliaceae. Bases 94 to 495 code for a protein of 133 amino acids. The transcript is spliced from 4 exons. The record is from RefSeq and is a predicted model, not a curated record.
UGCUUCGUUUUAAAAACCCAACAUCUAUCUUCCCUUUUCCCACUGUCCCACCUUCCGUUCUUCUUCUCCUCUCUACUACAACGAGCUUUCGCUAUGGCAGCUUCUACCAGAACGACGAGAGAGGCUUCUACAACACCGCCCCCCGUUAUAGGCAAGGCGGGGAGAUAUACCGUUUUCAUCACCCCUCCGUCAACGCCAAAACCCCCUCAAAAUGCAGCGGAAUCUCCGAAAACGCCACCGCCCGUGCAACCUCCGCCUCAGCAGUUCGAGAAGCCAGCAUCGGUAGCCCGAUCUUCAUCAGGACUUGGGUUCUUCUGGAAUGCGAUCGCCAAAGUGCAAGAUGUGCAUUCGAGUGUGGAUGAGUAUUUGGCUGACUGGUUUGGUUUGAAUCAAUCCAAGUAUCAAUGGGCGUUGAACGAUUACUACGAGAGCAAGGGAAUAGAGAAAGAAGCUGGGAAGCCUAAAGAGCAGUCAGGCAAAGGGCUGGGCGUGUAACAUACAACAGAAUGAAUGUUAAUAUAGCAAGGGCGAGAAGGUCUUUCCUCUUAUGAUUAAAUCAUAUAUCUAAGACGGCUUAAAUUGAUGAAUGCCAUGUCUAUGAUUUACUUGGAAGCGUGGGAGGCGAUCUCCAAUCUGGUCACAGGGGGUCGAUUGAUGUUGUUGUUUAUUCUUGUUGCUAUUCCACCUAUCAUGCCGCAGCGGGUGAUCAGGGUGCGGCAUAUUUUCACUUUGGAAUUAGCGCGUGGUGGCCGCAUUUUGUACUUGUCUUGAAUGCUGGAUGCUUGUUAAGCUGUUGUUCUGAAUCAAAAGCCACGACAAGAAUAGUUGUUGUGGCACUUCUCAUCUUGAAGAAUGCUUGUUUUAAAUUAUAUGGACUUACAUGUGAAUGAAGCCAUAGAUUGCCUUUGCUUA